CCGGCCCUGGCAACUGUUACCAGGGUAACCAGGCGGCGCGCGGGCGGGCGGGCUGAGGGGCGAAGGCCGCGGCCGCCUCAGGCCGCUGUGAGGGGCCGGAGUUUCCUUCGUUAGGUCGCGGAGUGUGUGUGUGUGUGUUCCUGUGUUCCCAGCCACCUCCUCCGAGCUGAGGGGGGCGGUCGGGCCGGGCCCUGCCGAUCUCGGUGCCAGCUGAGCGCCUCCCGGCUGCCGUGUGGGCCUCGCUGAGGUGGUGCCUCCACCCGCGCUCCCCGCAGCCCCGCCGAGGCCUCGCGAUCGCUUCUGUCUUUUCUGCAGAGGUUUUUUUCCAGGACACGAUUAUGAGUGAUCAAAUCCAGUUCAUUGUUGAGAAGCUCAAUCAGGAGCCCUUCAGGAAGAACUACAAUUUAAUCACAUUUGACUCCUUAGAGUCAAUGCAGCUGUUGCAGCUGCUCAAUGAUGUUCUGGGGGAGAUUGACCCAAAGCAUGCUGUUGACAUUAGAGAGGAGCUGCCGGAACAAACAGCUAAAAGAAUGUUGAGUCUUCUUGGGAUCCUUAAAUACAAACCUCCAGGAAGUGUAUCAGACUUGAGUGUAUUUCGCCAAGGGUUAGUGACUGGAAGCAAACCUGUAAUUCAUCCUGUUUUACACUGGCUUCUUCAGCGGACCAAUGAACUCAAGAAAAGAGCGUACCUGGCACGUUUCUUAGUAAAAUUGGAAGUGCCAGCAGAGUUCCUACAGGAUGAUACUGUGGCUGACAUCAACAAACAGUAUGAAGAACUGAUGGAAGCAUUUAAAAACCUACAUAAGGAGUGUGAGCAGCUCAAAACAUCUGGUUUAUCUACUGCAGAAAUAAGAAGGGACAUCAGUGCAAUGGAAGAGGAAAAAGAUCAACUCAUCAAAAGAGUAGAGCGUCUUAAGAAGAGGGUGGAGACAGUACAAAAUCAUCAACGAAUGCUUGAGAUAGCAAGACAGCUUCGCUUAGAAAAAGAGAGAGAAGAAUCUUUGGCUCAACAGAAACAAGAACAAAAAAAUCAGUUGUUCCACACAGAGCAGAGACUACAAAGAGUACAGCUCCAGCUGAAAGAGAUGCAUCAUGCAGUAGUGGAUUCAAAACCUGAAAGUUUAAUGAAGAAACUGGAAGAGGAGAUAAAUUUCAAUUCAUACCUGGUUACUGAAAAAAUACCUAGAGAGCUUGAAAGUAAGAAGAAUUCAGUGUAUUUCUUACAAAAGGUGGUUGCAGAGCCAGCUAUGAGUCAAUCUGAUCUCAAUGUACUUGAAAUCAAGAUAAAUGAAGUAAAUGCACAAAUGAAUCAGCUUAUUGAGAAAAGAAUGAUGAAGUAUGAGCCAAUUGAUAGUAAAUUUUCCAUGUAUCGCCAACAGGCAUCUAUAAUUUCCCGGAAAAAGGAAGCCAAGGCAGAAGAACUGCAAGCUGCUAAGGAAGAGAUGUCCAGCACUGAAAGGCAGAUGCUGCAGAAGACCAGUCAGGCCCAUGAGUUAGAAGGCUCUGAAGUUCUGAAAGGGGAUGAGUUUAAACACUAUGUUAAUAAGCUCCGGAGCAAGAACACAUUUUAUAAAAAGAAGCGACUGGAAAUAGCAGAAAUUACAGCUGAGUAUGGUAUCCUCCAGAGGACAGAAGAACUUCUAAAACAGCGCCAUGAGGCUAUUCAGCAGCAGUUGCAAGCUAUUGAAGACAAGAAAGGUAUUUCUGGAUUUAGUUACACCCAGGAGGAGCUGGAAAGAGUAUCUGCAGUAAAGAGUGAAAUGGAUGAAAUGAAAGGCCGGACACUAGAUAACAUGUCUGAAAUGGUAAAAAAACUGAAUGCUAUGGUGGCAGAGAAGAAGGCAAGCUUAGCUCCCGUUAUCAAAGAACUGAGACAGCUGCGUCAAAAGUGCCAGGAAUUAACUCAAGAAUGUGAUGAAAAAAAAAUCCAGUAUGACAGUUGUGCAGCGGGGUUAGAGAGCAAUCGCUCUACACUGGAACAGGAAGUGAAAGGACUUCUUGAGGAGUGUGUUCAGGAAGAAAGCAACUACCGUUACAUUAACUGCAUGAUAAGGAAUCUAGAAAUACAGCUGCAGCGUGCUAAAGAAGAAAUGAAGGCAUACAUCUCCCCAGACCCACAGGAGAGACGAAAGGCAAUUCGAGAACAGUAUACACGAAUGAUCCUUGAGCAAGAAAACCUUGGGAAGAAAUUACGAGAGAAGCAGAAGGUUGUGCGGGAAAGUCAUGGGCCAAAUAUGAAGCAAAUUAAAAUGUGGCAGGAUUUUCAGCAGUUAAUGGAAUGUAAGAGAGAAUGUUUUCUGAAACAACAAAAUCAAACAGCGAUUGGUCAAGUCAUUCAGGAAGGGGGUAAAGAUAGGCUUGUGUUAUGAAUUCUUCCUCCUUGAUACUGACAUAAAGUAGGAAGACUGUGUUGGCAUCUUAAAGGUAACCUCUUACUAUGUAUUGUUGCUUUCAUCACUUCUACAUAAAUUUGUUGUACACUAUUUUGUUUUGGUGGAUAAACAAAAAGCACAACUAACAAUGCUACGAAGCUUUUUCUCCGUUGUUUAAGUGACAACAUAACAUGGCUAGGAAGAUCUGUUAUGAGAGCUGCACUAGCGUGAACCUCAUCGUAAAUCUUUGGUUUAUUAGGCUGGGAAUGGCAUGCAUCUGCAGAGAGAUCAAAGGAAAAGAAGUCCUUCUCCAGGGUCACAGAAAAUUUACAUAAUUGCUCUGCUCCUUAUUCUGUAUCACUAAGGUUACAUUUUUGCAAGGCCUGGGACUUGAUAUUGUAUAAUCGUGGGCCUCCUGGCUUGGCUCUCUCCUUCCCUAUUGUCUUUAUUCAUCCAGUGUGACUGACAAGAAUGGAGCCAUUUUCGCUCUGAGCUGCACAGACCUUGCCUGCAUGCUCCUAGUCAUACUUUCCUUGCACGGUUGAAUUAAACUGAUUGUGCUUCCAGGAGACAGUUCAUCACUACAGCGUCAGGAGUACGAGAUCUGAGAACAAUUAUUUGGAUUCUGAGCUUUUUCCAUUAUCUUUUGUUGUUGUUUUUAACAAAUGUAUUUUUCUUGCACAUAUUCCUUCUUCUAAUUUUUCUGAGUUGCCCAUGUGAAAGUGUUGACUAAAGGCUUUCUCCAUUGAGGACAUUUUGUGCUGUUUUGUCUGUGCAGCAUGGUUCCAAAGUGAUUACACUGUCCAGAGGCUCAUCCCAGGGAUGGAGGGUUACUGAUGGAUGUAAAUAUGGCACAGUGGCUCUUGCAUAUGUUCAGGUAUGCAAAACAGGUAGUUAAGCAAGGCUGCAUGUAUGGGGGCUUUGACCCAGGAGCUACAGGCAACUGUCACUGCCCUUAGAAUUGCACCAUGAGACCCACAGCUGACCCAGGGUAUGAGGAAUGUAGGUGAGGCUUGAAACUGUCCCUCACGCUUCGUUUCAGAUGAGCGCCUCUUAGCCACAAUCAAAGAUCAGAAGCAGAGAGAUAAGUCUGUGGGACCAGGACGCUUGUUAUUCUACUUUAGUCUCUUGGCUUAUUGAAUUUCUAGAUAGGGUUGGGGUGGGUUUUAUAGUUUUGUUUGUUUGUUUUUUUUUUUUUUUUAGUUUUUCCUGCCUGAAGUAGAAUGUCAUUUCAGGACAAAAACAUUAUUUAGCUUUCGCUGGUACCUAACUAUAAGUUCAUCUGUUUUCUAUACUGAGAGAGUAUAUGGUAAUUAUAUAUUUCCUAGUUUGCCUUUGCAUUGACUAUAUUUGUUAAAAGAACUAAACUAAAAUCUGAUGACUACCUUUUGGCUGUAUGGCAUUCUUUUUUUUACAUUUCUUAGGUGAAAGAAGGUAAAUUGUUAGUGACAAGUAGCUUGCUGGGCCACAGGAAAAAGAGGUUUGAAUGGGUCAUUUAAUUAAAUUUAUUAUAGGUGCCCCCAAAGGGUUCAAAACCACAGUGUAUGUAUAAGGUGUGGGUCUCAGAUCUACAGGUUCCCAGGACAUCCUCAUGUAAGCCUUCCCACGCUGCCAAAUAGCUGGGGAUAAUCUUUCUCAACAGCUGCACGCUAAUCUUUCCCAGGACAAGGAGAAGCAGCACGUUUUCCCCUGUGUGCAUUUACAGUGGAAAAAAAAGGUAGAGGUGGCUGGGGUGGGGAGAAUGGGCAGCAGUGCCACCACUCCCUGCCUCCAUGAGGUGAGUACGGGCCCUAGGGAGGCACUGGAGGCGGCUGUAUCGGUCGGGAAGGGAGAAGCUCUGGGAAGGGACAUAUGCGGACUGUAUAGUGUGCGCAGAGCCAUCUCCAGAGACACCUGUACAUUUUGGCCCUGCUGCCCUGUGCCUUUAUUACCAUACUUCACCUGCAUUGCACUGCAGGGCCUGCUGAGCUGAAGAAAGUUAUUGUAGUCACAGGCCUGGACUUCUAAAGGAGGGUUUUGCUGAAUACUUGCCAGCAAUAGUAGAAUAACACAGACAACUACAUAUGAGAUAUGCUGAAAACAUGGGAUGAUCACCAAAAAUGGGCAUUUAGGUUACUUAGGAAUCAGCGUAUGGUUCAGAGUCACCAGACGGGGCAGGGAGAAGGGGGGUUUGAUAUACUUCAAGUCAAAACUUUUAACAAAACCCUAGAAACCCUAUUUGACUAGAGCAUUUAUAUAAAGAUGUAUUACAUGGCUUAGCCUGCUGCCCAGAAAAAAAGCAAUGCUUUUGAAAUUCAUAGCAAUGAUGUAAAGUAAGAUUGAGUAUAAUAAUUUUCUGGUUUUCUGUUCAGUCACCCUAAAAAUAGUUCAUUUUUCUUCCUUGUAAAAACAGUUUAUUGCUGGUUACUCAAAGAUGACGUGAUUGUUGUUCUGAUCUGAUUAGUGUUCUGUCAUUUGUACUGCACCAAGAAAGGGCACACAGAUUAUACACUACAGCAGCAGCAAAAUGACUUUCUGAGAUGAAGCAGAAAAUCAUAAUAACCGUUAUGAAAAGAAAAUUUGAAAAACUUAAAUGCUAUUUUUAGCUUCUUAUAUAAGUGGACAUUUAAUAACUGCAACUCUAAUAGAUUCUGUUCACUGGCUUUUCCACCUAGUUUAUGAUUUGAUGGGAGCAUUCAAAAAUCUUUGAAUUUCACAGUUGUAUCUUUACUUCCUCACUUGAAACAAAAAACUUGUUUCUAUUUUUUUUACUUUGUUACUAUUAAUAGCCUAGCUGGUUAGCUAAUAGCAUUAAACAUACCACCUGGAGGAAUACCUGCCUUUCCCUUGUGAAGAUCCAAAUAAAUAAAAAAUGUGCAUAGCUAAAUCUGGGGCUCCAGCACUUCCCAAAUUUCUUCCACUUGGAACACUGAUCUGAGCAGUCACUCGUUAGCAGCAGCUUACUUUGCUUCAAAAGGCUUCUCCUUAUCUUUACCCAGAACUGGAUGAGGAGGUAUUCCAGCUAUAGGAUUCUGCAGCUUUGCAUUUAUUUAGUCAUGUUGAGAUGAGAUAAUUGCAGGCAUCAGAAAUAGAUAGGAGGAAACAGUACAUCUACCAAAGUAUAUGACCAGCCAUUGUACCAUCUGGAUAUCAGAUUAUUUUGAUAUUACUGGUACCGUUUUGCUUCCAUUUGAACUAUAAUAAAUAAAAUAAAUGUUUUUAGAGUUCCUUAAGUAACUCAAAUCUAGGAUUCCUUAUUUGUAUAUCUUUACUCACAUGGAUAGUACUACUAAUGUCACAUGCAUAUAGGUAUCCGCAAUCAUAAAAGUUAGACCCUGCUGUUGUAUUUAUUAUGUUCACAUAUACUGAUUUCCAGAGUUUUCUUGGUAAGACUUUCCUACAGUAUGAUGUUGCUUACUGUUACAAAACACAACACAGCAGAAGUGUUGAGCAACAGUUCAGUGCCUAGAAGAUGCCCUCGAGUGGAGGAUGUUCCCAUUAAUGAGCAGGGAUAGUAUAGUACCCAAUAAGUGGUACAAAAUCUGCUCUCGAGUGACUUGCUGGUUCAGGAACUGGAAACAAAGCAGAGUUGCUUCUUCGAUCACUAUUCACGUCUGGCCUAGAUGAACCGUGACGGGAAGCUCACUGUUAACUACCUGGUGGCGUCCUCAGCAAGAGAUCUGUGCAGGGUGAUCUGGCAGUAUCAGUCUAAUUCCUAAAUCACCGCCCCGGCAGUGCUUGGUGAGCCCGGAGCCAGCUUCCACAUGAAGGCAGACAGAUGUAUGAGUGUAAGACCACAGAGGCCGAAGUGCUGUCACCCGAAAGGUGUCCCCUCGGGAGAAGGGUCAUGACACAUUGACACAGUGGGGUGUGGGAAGCCGUUACUCUGUCAUCUUGUCUGUGGAUGAGGAGAGCACUGAUGCUCGCAGCUCUGGUUUCUUUCAUUGGCCCUGUAUUUGCUCAGACUGAAGUGAAAAAAAUAAAGAACUGCAUCUGAACGUGUGCCCUGGGUUAUCAUUUGUAGCAGUGAGUUUCCUGCUGAAGGAACGCUGUUAACUCUUCCGCUGCCUUUCUCUAUUGCAAUUUGUAAUGGAAACAGAAUUGAAAUUUUCGUGGACGUGCCAGUGUUCCAGUGAGGAAGUAUUACACGAAUCAACAAUUUUAUCACAAGGUACCACCUGUCUGGGCAACACCCAGUUGGUUAGUUGUUUUUUAACAAUCAGAAUUUGACCUAUUUCCAGCUUGUUUAAAGAGUUCCUUAAAUUCUCAGCAUGAAUUUAAAAUGGAUUGUCCAAAUUCUCAGUGUCUCGGUUUCUGUUGUGUUAGAUCUACAGUAGCAGCCUCCAAACUCCCAAGGCACUCUGUUUUCUUCCAAGGUCAUUGGGUGAAAAGGGUAUUUUUCACAAUUGCGUUACACUGAUUUUCAUGAUUCCAGUUUACAGACAAAAAACAGCUGUAAGACACUGCGCCGUGGUGAGGUCAAAUGCGGUGAGGAGCUGGGGUGUUUGAGGGGGGAGCAAGCAUAUUCCAAAUAAUCAGCAGGAACUGUGAGACAAAUCAUGCCGUCCUUACUUUCACAAACCCUCACUGACUUCAGUGGGAGUUUUGCCAAAAUAAGGUCUGCUGGAUUUAGCUCUGUAUUCUUCCUCCUGACAGAACAAGCAGGAAUUAAAGGGCCAGCAUUAGAUUUAUAAGACUCAGAGAAUAAAAAAGAACUGUGAUUACCUAAAAUAACGACUAUUAUCCAAUGCAAAUCAAUGUUGCAUUAGACACAUUCUAAUUUAUAACAGAAAUUAAAUGUUUGUUCAAGUUUUUCUCAAUGCAAACAAGCAAAAUACACAGGUCCUUAGCAAUAUGAUUUGAUUUUCAUUAUAUAUCUAUGAGAGGCUGUCUUGCACAAAUCUAGCUGAAGUAUUCAUGGUGUUUUUCAUUAAAAUACAACUUUAUGCAUUACCUUGUAUUUAAAGGCAUUAUUCAUCUUUGUUAUUUUAACAGUAGUAUAUUUUUACCUUUUUUUGCAUUUCCAUUCCUCAUACUUUUGAAAAAAGCAUGUUUUUGCAGAUUAGGAUACACACAACCAGCAUUUGCUGAAUGCCAAGAACUACAGUUCUGCAAAUGGAUCGCCUCAAGCCAUGUCUAUUAUACUGUUUCAGUUCAGACUGUCAUUACAGAAUAGCAUGUCAUUUUUAAGCGUCUAAAUUUUAUUGCAACUACUCAAGUUUUAAAAACGCUCAUUUAUACAAUAAGCAGUUAUUUAAGUCUACUUUUGAAAGAAGAUAAAGCCAAAUCCUGCACAUUUUGCCAGAAAAAAUUGCAGUUGAUAGGAGUAUGGAAAAUGGGAUCUUAUGAGUUUUCCAAAAUAAAUUCCUUUCUCUCUCCCUACUUCUUUUCCCUGGAAUGGAAUAGAAAAUAUGCCUGGCACUUAGGGAGCAACAACAACAAAACCAGAAAGGCAUACAUCACAUACAAGUAAUAACCACGUAAGGGAAAUAAUGAAGGAAUUAAUCUCACAAUUUCUUCUUUAUAAAUUUUACAACUGGUUCAUACUGAAGAAAACCACAAAAUUGUUGAUUAAGAUUUUCUGCAUUUGUGGGGUUUUAAUGCUUUUUUUUUUUUUUACUGGAUUACUGUUUUUUAAUAGCAGUUGAAAUUCUAGGGUUAUAAAAUAUGAAGAAUUCAGUAGUUUACUUGGUUUGCACAAUUGCAGCAUUUUCUGGCAGGUAAACUAAUGUUUAAGCAUUUCUUCACCGUUAUCACAGAAGUCUCAGAGCCAUUAGUGAAGAAUUACCAAAAGCAAAAAGGCAUGAUUAAUUUGAGAUUCUAAAAAUUGAAAAUCUAAAACUUAAAAAUCACAUGAAAAUUAUGCAUUUGCUUAUCAACUGCUUUUUAAAUGAUGUAUUGCUCCAAGACUGCAUUUUGUGGACUGCAGCAUUCAAAAACUUUAAUUGUUUUAAGUAUUUAUAAAACAUUGUACCCAUUUCCAUUAGUCUGUGCUUUAAAGCUUCCCAUGUUUUUAUAGCAUAUUAAAAAGAAAACAGAACUCUAUCAGAACAUUGAAAGUCACCCACAGACAACCUGUUCCACUAAUAUUUACAUUCCCGUUGCAUCUUUUGUUCUAAAGGAUUUCUCUUUUUCAUUUUCAUUUCACAUAGGCUGAUUUGACUGCUCAGGUAUCUGCAUGAGUGAGCCAUGAAACUGAGAGAUUUAGCUAAUGUUCAGAGGACAGUAAUGAAAACUGGGUAUUUAUUAUUUCACAGGCAAUGACAUCAUCCCAAAACUAAGUCUCCUUGGGAAAGUGUCUCCCACAGCUAAUAACUAGAAAGCAAUCUGAAUUCUUCUAACAGGUGAAGUGUGGCAUACUUCAUAUUGGGUUGUUACUGUUGUGCUUGCUACUCCUUUUAUUUUAUUUACUACACUGUACUUCAACCAUGUGAAAUGUGAAAUGCAUCACUGUAAAAUCUAUACACACUGGAGGUUCUUUUCUGCUUGUUGAUUUAAUUGAAUGAAGUGAAGGUUGAUCAUAAAAUAUAACGAGAGGGAAAGAGAGAACUCAUACUGGAAAAAGCUCUAUAAAUAUUUUACUGGGAUCAUUAACACAACCUUGUAACACUUCAUCCUGUGUAGCGGAAAGAAUUAUACAAUCCUUUUAUGAAAUGUCUAAAAAGUGUUUACAAUCCUAUCCCAAAUUAAUGUAGCUUUUUUAAAAAGUGUACAGAAAACAUCCCAUGUCUUAAUUCUGUUACCAAAGUUGUUUUCAAUCUUUGAAGAGAUUCACUUGCUAGUGACUUGGCAGUGUCAAACAAAUGUUCGACUUUUAUUCUGACACUUCUUGAAGAAUUUGAUUGAAACUAUAUAUGUCUAGAUAACACCCAACAAAGUGCUCCUCUUGCGUUUGUUUCAAGAUAUUUUUGGAAACAACAGAGGCGACCUUGGAUGGAGCUGCUUUUCCAAUUUAGGACUUCAUUUGGUCUACGAGAGUAAAAUUAUACUCUUUAAUCCUUUUGUGUACCCACAAAUAAGACAGUUUUAUGCUGUUGUAGAACUGUUUUUCUGUACCUUCUUUGCAGUGUCGAUCUGUUUAGGAUAAUUAUUUUAGGUAAUCAACAGUUACUUUCAAAUGUAAUAUAAAUAAUGCUCUGAUGUAGCACAUGUCCCUUAAAAAUACUGUGUAAUCUAAAUGAACAGUGGUCCUUUAUGUAAUGCUUUUGCUUCUUUAGAACUAGCGUUAAUAAAUAAGUGUUACCCUUUGUCUUUGAUUAUAGACAUGAAGAAUCUGAUUUCAAGCCAGAGCUCACACAGACUUGAUGUAAAGUCUAAAUGAGGAGAGCGGUAAUGCUGGCGAAUGCUCUGUGGUGGGACUGCCACCUGUCCGGGUCACAGGAGAUAUAUUGUUUGUCAAGCUUCAAGUUUAAAAGCCAAGGUUAGGAGCCAGGUUCUCUGUCCAUCUACAGUGCAGUGAUUGUUUUCUUCUGACUUUGGUUUGCCAGUUGUGGAAUUGUAUCUGUAGAAUUUUAUUAUAUCUAAUCACUUAAGAUGUUUUAAAUAGUUUGCACUUCAUUUUCUAUAUAAUCAAUAUAUUUUAAUUCAUUUGUAUUACUCUCUGUUAUACUGUACUCCAAAAUGGAAUUAGUUUGUUGCAAUGAUAAUGCAGUUUCAAUGCUGUGAAUAAAACCAGAAUUGACAGAG
Tyto alba (common barn owl) is the source of this 10037-nucleotide messenger RNA. It is a transcript of the gene IFT81, whose product is annotated as intraflagellar transport 81. Lineage: Eukaryota; Metazoa; Chordata; Aves; Strigiformes; Tytonidae. The record is from RefSeq and is a predicted model, not a curated record. Gene Ontology annotation, cellular component: cilium; intraciliary transport particle B; centrosome. Bases 339 to 2369 code for a protein of 676 amino acids. Gene Ontology annotation, molecular function: tubulin binding. The transcript is spliced from 18 exons. Gene Ontology annotation, biological process: cilium assembly; intraciliary transport.